CGGUGCCGCCGUGGGUCAGUGCGGACGGAGCUUCGGAAGGAGCGGCAGCAGGACGGACUUCAGGCCGACUGUCCGCUUCGUUCUGUCGGAUCCACUUAGCGCUGAGGCCCCGGGGCAUGCUGGGAGUCACCUGGACGUUCACCUGAGCGGACCCGGGGCUCAUUUAUCGGAUUAAUUUGACCUGUGUGUCCGCAGCAGGACCGUUAGACCACCGGUUGAUCCCGGAGCUUCAGAGACGAGUCUGAGGACCUGAGUCUGGAUCCACUUCGUUUAAUCCGGUUUAUUAUAACCCGGUUUAUUAACCCGGGUUGAGUUAACGGCUCGGUGUGAGCGGGUGAUUGAACCAGGUGAGUCUCCAGGUGUUCUGAUCCGGUCCUUACAAUGCAGACCCGGACCCCGGUGCUGCUGAGACCCUGAGCUCACACCGGACGCUCUGACGGAGGACAUGCCGCUCUCCGCCGCCGCCCGGGAGCGGCUGGAGGCCACCGUGUCCGGACUGGGGGAGCUGGAGUACCUGCGGCAGCGGCAGGAGGUGCUGGUCCGAGCGGCGCUGGAGCUCCGGCAGGAGGAGGAGGAGGAGGAGGAGGAGCUGCGGAGGGAGAAGCUCCUGGAGGAGAACAUCCUCCUGCUCCGGAAACAGCUGAACUGUCUGAGGAGGAGGGACGCCGGUCUCAUCAGUCAGCUACAGGAGCUGGACCGACAGAUUAGUGACCUGCGAUUGGACACUGAGGCGUCACACGACCAGCUGGAGACUGACAGCCGACCCAGUUCAGGUUUCUAUGAGUUGAGUGACGCGGCGUCCGGCUCUCUCUCUAACUCGUCUAACUCGGUCUUCAGUGAGUGUUUCUGUCCAAUGGCGGACGCCGAUGGACGCCUCCUGUCGGCAGAUGAGCUGGCUGGCUGUUUGGAGUGUGACGGUUUGGUUGGAGGCCUUUGUGAUGACUCGUCUUCCUCUGGUACAGUCCGCCGCUCGCUCUCAGCCCCUCACCCGCCCACGCUGGACCCCUUCUCCUGUGACUCCCAAUCCAAGUACCACUGCGACCUGGUGGCCCGAAACGGCAGCGACGUGUACCGCUAUCCGAGCCCGCUGCAUGCCGUGGCAGUCCAGAGCCCCGUCUUCCUGCAGAUGUUGGGUCACAGCAGAGACGAAGGGCUUCUGAAGAGCACUCAGGCUGGUGAACCUUCUGUUUCAGCUCAUCUUGUACCUCAGAGCUCCUCUUGGCCGGCCGCCUCUUCUUCCUCCUCCCAGACUCCUUCCCAUAAGCGACUGGACAGCUACAUCUACAGUCUGCUGCAACGGAGGGCCCUGCCCAUCAGGACCAGCAGACCCAGGACCAGCAUCAGUACUGACCCAUCUAAGAGCAUACUGAGGCAGGCCAGUCUCUGUGUGAGGCAGGUCUCUGGAUCUGGUUUAGGGACUCUGAGAGGGUCUGAAAUCAAACCCUCCUGGCUGGCUGGAGGAGCUUCAGCCGAUGGUGCCGCCACCUCGUCUCCUCAGAGGCAGUGGUCUGUGGAAAGUAAAUCUGAGGAACUGGAGACCCACAGUGUUUUCCCUGACAGCUCUCCUCUUAGUAAUGGCAUUCAAAAUGGCUCCUCUCUCACUAAUACAAGCACUAACAGUCUGCUGAAAAAGAAAAGCAAAAGGCUUCUUUCUCUCUCAGCAGCGUCCACCACUACGCUGCCGAAAGACUUCAGGGAGCCGGACACUCCCAAAGCUAACUCCUCCCUGAAAGAAACCCAGGAACUGCUCCUUAAAUCGUCACCAGUCAUCAAAACAGCUACUCACAAGAACGGCCCAAAGCCUCUCCAAACUGGCCCGACAGAGAAGCUUGAGGGGUCAGUGCUAGAGAUAGCCAGCCUCGGUUCUUCCUCCCAUAGUCAGGAUGAAGCUGGAGGUGAAGAAGGAGGGAUGGUAAAUGCCAAGUACAACCCCACCCAGCGACAGAACGUCAAACUCCGCAAGAGUGGCAGCAAGACUGUCAAGACUAUCACGACGAUGAAGACGAGUCGGGGCUAUGAACACAAUGUGUCAGAGAAAUCCCACCAUAGGUCCAGCUCUAAGAAGUCCCGGCUUUUGGAAGAUGGAGGCUCAAUUCACAUUAAAGUCUCCAAGAGAGUAGCUUGUGGUGCCUCCUCUAAAAUCAAACGUCUCCCUGCGUCCAUCCCUGAAGGCAGAGUUCUGGACAAACACACCCCGUCAACACUAAGCAGCGUGCGGUCUGUAGGAUCCAGGCACCAUCACCAUGGAAGACACCACCACAACAGUGGUAACCACCACCAACAUGGGCAUUAUCACCACGGCCGCGACCAGGUUGUUGUGGUCGCUAAACCAAAGUAUAAACGAAAUGAUUACCGGCGGUUACGUGCGAUCAUGGAGGUGCCGUACGAUGAGGCGUUCAGGCGUGCUCAGCGGCGGCAGAGAAAGGAGCUGUUGAGCCAUUCUGCAGCCAAUGUCUUCCUCCCCUCCGAAGGGCCAUUGAACAGCCCAUACGCCUACGUGACAGGAAGUGACUCAGAGUAUUCAGCCGAGUGCGCGUCACUCUUUCACUCCACCAUCGUGGACACCAGUGAGGAUGAGAGGUCCAACUACACCACAAACUGCUUCGGGGACAGCGAGUCCAGUGAGGAGGAGUAUGUGGAGGAGAGCACCACAACAAGUGACACUGAGGAGAGCGGAGGAGGCGGGGCUGGGGCAGGUGGAAUGGGCAGAGGGUGGAGCCACUCCCGGGCAGCGGGGUCCCAGGCAGCAGAGCAGGAAAUGAGUCCAGCUCAGGCGAAGGCCUUCGUGAAGAUCAAGGCUUCUCACAACCUGAAGAAGAAGAUCCUUCGGUUCAGGUCAGGUUCUCUCAAACUCAUGACCACCGUGUGACUCAAGUGCCAAACUGGACUGCCUUACCCAUACACUUCUUGUGUACCUGAACCAACUGUGAACCACUCCUAACAUGGACAGUGCUUCAGUAGGACAGGUGCUUUAUGGUACACUUAUUUAGUUUUAAACCAACCCCAAGCCUCUUUAGCCUGAAAGACAAACCAGUUAUCCAUCUUUGUAAAAGCAUGUGUGACCCAAUAAGAAAACUAACAGUCCAAAUUGAGUUUUUCUCCUUCAUAUCUGGCCUAAAGGGCUGAUCACACAGAGACACACCAUUGGUUACCUGUGGUACGGCAAGCCUGGCAUGUGCUCCUCUCUUGUGCCCCAGGCUGUGGUUUUCUAGCAGUUUUUAGACACAAAUAAAAGUUAAAACGUCGUACUUCUCAUCAAUGUCACACUUGACCUAGGCAGCCAAUCAAAUCAAGCAAGAGCUUUACUACUUUACCACUUCCUUUCUAUUUUGAUGCUGUUUACUAUGCUGAUGAAUAGGUUAGCUAGCAAGCUAGUUAGCUGACUGUGAGAGAGCUACAGAGCAAGGAUGUAGUGGGGAUAAACCAAGGUGUUUUUGAAGCUGCCACACCUGUAGCAAUGCGUCUCUGUAUGAUCGCCCCCUUACUCUUUUUAGUCAGGAGAUACAUUUGACGCCUUCCAUGGUCACCAGUUCAGUCCAUCUGAACAACCCAGGGUUGUGGUAGUCCUCUGGAGUAGAAAAGAUCUGAUAACUCUGACAAGUUGUGACAUGCAUUGUUGGUUGCCUCUGUUCUCUUCUGGUGUUUUGAUGCUUGAAUGCUAAAAUGGGAACAAGGAGGAAUCUUGUGGUCAGCAACCUUUCAGCAGUGCUCUUGCAAGUUACAUGAUUACUUGAUUGACAAACAAAUCAUCUUAUCAACCAUCUUAUGUGGAUUCUGUAUGUUUUUGGUAAUUCAACUUAUGGUGUGUUCACACUAUACGCAAAGUGCAAAUAACACAAGUUUUUUCACAGGAUCUUUUGGGUUUACUUGCGUGACUCACAUGAGUAACAAGUAAAUAUUCACCCUUUAAUCUGGCUUACUUAUAAAAUAAACAGAUGUUUCUGUGAUUUAAUGUCAAUAAAUGAAUCAAAAGAAUGCUGAAAUGACUACAUAUAGGGGAAAAUUCACAUCUAUUCACAUUUUUGAAUUGGAUUUGUUUGUAAUCUAAUCACAUGAAACAUUCACUUUGCUUUUUGUGUGAACACACCAUUAAAGUUUAAGUGGUUUAAUUUGUGGGGAAGCCAUUACAGCACUGGGUUGAUCACAUGGACUUAGCAACGAAGGCAUUAUGCAGCAGGAACUCAAACCCAGUUCACUAUAUCAACCAAAUCAACAUGGCUGCUCAAACACUAAACAAGUAUUACUGAACUAAGUUUGCACGCUUUUUCUCAUGUCAUAAAUCAGUGGUUAUGUCUGCAUGGAUCAAAUUAUAUCUGCAAGUUUCUGGUCAAAUGAGUCUCCACCUUCCUGCUUUCAGGUCAAAAGCAGCAUCGGAUGCUUUUAGGAAACUGCUGUUUGUAAAGAGGUGAAGGGUUGGUUUUCGCGAAUCAAAUUGGCCUCCUUUACUUGCCUCUCUCUUUCCCGGCCCAACAAGUGCCUCAGUCGACGUAAACCCAACUGUGAGAGGAGAAAUCAAGGUCUCAGUCUGCUUGAAACUGAAUAGUUUGUGUCUUUACGUGUCAUUGUAGUGAGGCUAGAUUUAAUCUUUUUUCUCACAUAGAGCAUAUGCUUAAACAAUGUCAUAUUCUGGUGUAGAAACACUGAGUGGUUUAAGGGAGGCUCCACAAGAUGGGCUGGGGGAACUUGUGUUUGAGGCGGGUCUAUAGGGGCCCAUAGCUCAUUCUUGCCUCUGAGCAGGUUAAUCCAGCCAAGCUUUGUAGUCUGAAAGCCAUCAAUCGUUCAAAUAGGAAUAACAGAACACAUUUUCAGUCUCUCUCUCUCUCUGCA
This is a messenger RNA of Morone saxatilis (striped sea-bass), 4827 nucleotides long. RefSeq names its product dishevelled-binding antagonist of beta-catenin 1 (gene dact1). The record is from RefSeq and is a predicted model, not a curated record. The transcript is spliced from 4 exons. Gene Ontology annotation, biological process: negative regulation of JNK cascade; negative regulation of canonical Wnt signaling pathway; regulation of Wnt signaling pathway, planar cell polarity pathway. Lineage: Eukaryota; Metazoa; Chordata; Actinopteri; Moronidae. Gene Ontology annotation, cellular component: cytoplasm. Bases 446 to 2869 code for a protein of 807 amino acids.